AUGGCAGUUGCCACGCCGCCAGGGUUCUACGGAUCUCAACGUGAGGGUAAGCUGAUGGGGGACCCAUCCGGCCAUCAAAGCAGCUACAUCUAUUUCGAUUCGGAUAGCUCCACACUGCGAGCAGAUUCAUUCUCAGAUGGAAUUCUUAGGUGCAAGGGAUGUAACUAUAUUCUCAGCGCAGAGCACGUCACGGCAUGCAGGUACUGCAUGGGUGACUUGAACACCAAAAACAAGAAGCUCAGGAGUACACUUCAUGAAUUGGAGGAAGAACUGCUAAGGCUGCAGCGAGAUCUCAGUUUUCUCAGAACAUGGGAUGAGGAGCUCACCAAUAGCACAUCAGGAACUGGUGACAUAACUCUGAAGACUAGAGAUGGCAACUUUUUUAAGGCACAUCAGCUUAUUUUGGCAAGCCGGUCUCCAGUCUUCAAGAGGCUCUUAGACGAAAGGCGUGAGGUAGACAAAGGGGUGCUCACAGUCCACGACAUGAAUCCAGACAUAUUUGCUCCGUUUUUGGACUUCCUCUAUACGGCUCAGGUUAGCAACAAAGUGCUGGAAAAGAAUGCGUCAGACUUGCUAGCUGCAGCUCAUAUGUACAGCAUUCCCUCGCUGAAGUCCAUAUGCGAAGGCUUCAUAUGCCAGCAGAUGAGUCGAGAUAACGCUGUCGCAAUGGUAGAGUUGGCCUGCAAGUAUGACGCGGUAAGCAUUCGAGAGGCAGCCUAUGAUGCGGUGACUAUGACUUACAGAGACAUUCUUGCCUGUCCAAAUUUCAAGAAACUUUUGGAAAGAGAACCCCGAAUUGCGGCCGAUAUGCUUAAGGAAAUACUUCUCCGGACAACAGCUUAA
Molecule: messenger RNA, 843 nt
Organism: Selaginella moellendorffii
Lineage: Eukaryota; Viridiplantae; Streptophyta; Lycopodiopsida; Selaginellales; Selaginellaceae
Product: speckle-type POZ protein A
Exons: 3
Coding region: 1-843 (280 amino acids)
Molecular function (GO): protein binding
Source: RefSeq, a predicted model, not a curated record